Molecule: messenger RNA, 3177 nt
Organism: Dipodomys ordii (Ord's kangaroo rat)
Lineage: Eukaryota; Metazoa; Chordata; Mammalia; Rodentia; Heteromyidae
Gene: Abcf1
Product: ATP-binding cassette, sub-family F (GCN20), member 1
Exons: 25
Coding region: 31-2574 (847 amino acids)
Molecular function (GO): ATP hydrolysis activity; ATP binding
Source: RefSeq, a predicted model, not a curated record
GCCGCCAAAGUAUCCCUAACUGCCAGCGCGAUGCCGAAAGGGCCCAAGCAGCAGCCGCCGGAACCGGAGUGGAUUGGGGACGGAGAGAGCACAAGUCCCACGGAAAAGGUGGUAAAGAAAGGGAAGAAGGAUAAGAAGACCAAAAAGACGUUCUUUGAGGAGCUGGCAGUAGAAGAUAAACAGGCUGGGGAAGAAGAGAAAGUGCUCAAGGAGAAGGAACAGCACCAGCAGCAACAGCAGCAAAAGAAAAAGCGUGACCCCCGAAAAGGCCGGCGGAAGAAAGAUGCAGAUGAUGAUGGAGAGGAAAAAGAACUCAUGGAGCGUCUCAAGAAGCUCUCCGUGCCAGGCAGUGAUGAGGAGGAUGAUGUACCUGCAACGAUACCCCGAGGAGGAAAGAAAACCAAGGGUGGUAAUGUUUUUGCAGCCCUGAUUCAGGAUGAGAGUGAAGAGGAGGAGGAAGAGGAAGAAGAAAAACAUUUUUCUAAACCUGCCAAACUAGAGAAGAAUCGGAUCAACAAGGCUGUAUCUGAAGACCAACAGCCUGGCCUUAAGGGCAAAAAGGGAAAGGAAGAGAAGUCCAAAGGAAAGGCAAAGCCUCAGAAUAAAUUUGCUGCUUUGAACAAUGAAGAGGAUGAUGAAGAGGAAGAAGAAGUAACUAAAGAAAAGGAGCCUCCUAAACAAGGGAAGGAGAAGGAGAAGGAAAAGGUCAAGAAGACAGAACAGGGCUCAGGGGGAGAAGGAGAAGAGAACGAGGAGGGAGAUUCUACUAAGGCAGAUGAUCCCUAUGCAAAUCUCAGCAAAAAGGAGAAGAAAAAGCUUAAAAAACAGAUGGAUUAUGAACGCCAGGUGGCUUCAUUAAAAGCAGCUAAUGCUGCCGAAAAUGACUUCUCUGUAUCCCAGGCAGAGGUGUCCUCCCGCCAGGCCAUGUUAGAAAAUGCAUCUGACAUUAAGUUGGAGAAGUUCAGCAUCUCAGCCCAUGGCAAGGAGUUAUUUGUCAAUGCUGACCUGUACAUUGUAGCUGGCCGGCGUUAUGGGCUCGUGGGACCCAACGGCAAAGGCAAGACCACACUCCUCAAGCACAUUGCCAAUCGUGCCCUGAGCAUCCCUCCCAACAUUGACGUGUUGCUGUGCGAGCAGGAGGUGGUAGCAGAUGAAACACCAGCAGUACAGGCUGUUCUGCGUGCUGACACUAAGCGAUUGAAGCUGUUGGAGGAAGAGCGCCGGCUUCAGGGACAGCUGGAGCAGGGGGAUGACACAGCUGCUGAAAAGCUAGAGAAGGUAUAUGAAGAGUUGCGGGCCACCGGGGCAGCAGCUGCAGAAGCCAAAGCACGGAGGAUCCUGGCUGGUCUGGGCUUUGACCCUGAGAUGCAGAACCGCCCCACACAGAAGUUCUCAGGGGGCUGGCGCAUGCGUGUCUCUCUAGCCAGGGCAUUGUUCAUGGAGCCCACGCUGCUGAUGUUGGAUGAACCUACUAAUCACCUAGAUCUCAAUGCUGUCAUCUGGCUCAAUAACUACCUUCAGGGCUGGCGGAAGACAUUACUGAUUGUCUCCCAUGACCAGGGCUUCCUGGAUGACGUCUGCACAGAUAUCAUCCAUCUUGAUGCCCAGCGGCUCCAUUACUACAGGGGCAAUUAUAUGACCUUUAAGAAGAUGUACCAACAGAAGCAGAAAGAACUGCUGAAGCAGUAUGAGAAGCAGGAGAAAAAGCUGAAGGAGCUGAAGGCUGGUGGCAAGUCCACCAAGCAGGCGGAAAAGCAAACAAAGGAAGCCUUGACUCGAAAGCAGCAGAAAUGCCGGCGGAAAAACCAGGAUGAGGAAUCCCAGGAGGCCCCUGAGCUCCUGAAGCGCCCCAAGGAAUACACAGUGCGCUUCACCUUCCCAGACCCACCACCGCUCAGCCCUCCGGUGCUGGGCCUGCAUGGCGUGACAUUUGGCUAUGAGGGGCAGAAACCACUCUUUAAGAACCUGGAUUUUGGCAUCGACAUGGACUCAAGGAUCUGCAUUGUGGGCCCUAAUGGUGUGGGAAAGAGCACACUGCUUCUGCUGCUGACUGGCAAGCUCACACCGACCCAUGGAGAAAUGAGAAAGAACCACCGACUGAAAAUUGGCUUCUUCAAUCAGCAGUAUGCAGAGCAGCUGCACAUGGAGGAGACACCCACUGAGUACCUGCAGCGGAGCUUCAACCUGCCCUAUCAGGAUGCCCGCAAGUGCCUGGGCCGCUUUGGCCUUGAGAGCCAUGCCCACACCAUCCAGAUCUGCAAACUCUCUGGUGGGCAGAAAGCCCGGGUAGUGUUUGCAGAGCUGGCCUGUCGGGAGCCUGAUGUCCUCAUCUUGGAUGAACCAACCAAUAACUUGGACAUAGAAUCUAUCGAUGCUCUGGGCGAGGCCAUCAAUGAGUACAAGGGUGCUGUUAUUGUUGUCAGCCAUGACGCCCGACUCAUAACAGAAACCAACUGCCAGCUGUGGGUGGUGGAAGAGCAGAGUGUUAGCCAAAUUGAUGGUGACUUUGAGGACUACAAGCGGGAGGUGUUGGAGGCUCUGGGUGAAGUCAUGGUCAACCGACCACGGGAGUGAGCUUUUCCUCUUGGACGUAUCCUGAGAGACAAGUUCGCAUGCCCAAGUUAUCUGUUGUCACCCUUUCUCCACCUGGAAGCCUGCCUCUGGUCCACAGCUGACUGACUCCUGCAGCCAGCUCAGGCACAUGAAAAUGGACUAUAGCAUUGACGUGACCAGGACACCACUUAGAUUGCUUCCUGCCUUCUGAAAGACCUGGAUGUUUGGCUUUUCUGCAGAUAGCUCCACUGUCUCAUCCUUGACAUCCCUCUGUACAAGCAGAGGUCACAUCAGCUUUGUCGUUUUUGGGUUUGCUCCAGCCAAGCUUGAGUGGCCUCUAGUUUCAAGACUUCUCAGAAGCCUGCCUCUAAAGUUUGAGGCCUAACUACUCCCUGGGUCUUUGAGUGGUGCUGCUCUUUUCUGGUGGGUUUAGUGCUGAUUUACUGACUCAAACGACUACUGCACCUCAGAGUUGGAGGUGCAUAUCUGAGGCCCGUGUUCUUCUCUAGCCCAGAUCAGAUGCCUGUGGUCUCUCGUUGGGGACUUGUGGGCAGGAAAGGAAAGCUGCUGAACUUGAAUCUCCUUUUACAAGAGGAAGAAAUAAAAAAGCAAUUUUUAACUGUC